AUGGAUGUUCGUAUCUUACAAUCCUAUCAUCUUCCACAGCCGAUUGGUAAACCAAUCGCCAAAUGUGUUGCGGCACAAGACUGGUUAGCCAUUAAAGUGCUUCCACAACGAAUUCACAUAUUUUUCAAGGAAUCGCUUAGAGAAAUUUGGCGUUUUCCAGCUGAUCCGAUCGAAAUAUCGCAGGAUGGAUUGUAUAAGUCUUCAGAGACAGUUAGUGGCUUGGCUAUUUCCUUUCUUGUUUUAACGGCUGAUGGCUCUAUUUGGCGCAUACCACUAGCUCAACGACAAAAAAGAAAUAUUGAUGUCGAUAGUCAAGAUCCAUCACCAUUACGUCAGAUUAGAAAAAUCAUUGAUGAAUACAAUUCACUUUUUUCACCACCCACGUUGAUCACUGUUACGGACGUUCAUAAAAUCUUGCAGCAGCCUCGCAUUUGUGCAUUGCGACCGCACAAUCUUUUUAAUCGCAAUGGUAUGCUAAUGAUAUCCGAGGAUGGUGAAAUUGGAUUUCUUUCAUUGGUGAAUCGACUUCCUUCAAACCAAGUUUUAUUUCGCCAUGAACAAAGGAUUGAAGGUGACCUUUCAGCUUAUGAGAAUUCAGUGAACGCAAAUUCUUUCAAUUUCGUGACGCAAGUCUCUGAUGAUUUGGCGAUGGUGGCUUUUAAUAGUUCGCAAAAGUUUCAGGAGGAAAUAUUGUUAACAGGAUAUUCGAAUGGCCUUGUUUUGUUUCAACCUUUAAUUCUUGAUGCACCACCUCCUUGUGCAAUUACCGCGUUAAAUGAAUCCCUUCAAGCUAUAUAUACACUUUCAAUAAAACGAGAAGUCACCGAUGAAUCGGAGUUAUUGCUUUUAAGACCACUUAUUGAAGAAAAAGUUGACAAUGCAUUUCUUUUUGUUGGCUCUGAAGGCACUAUUGCUUUAAUGUGUAUGGCACCCAAGAAAAAUGAUGACUCUAAUGUGAAAUCUAUUGCUUAUAAAGAAUAUUUUGUUCCUGCACCAGUACAUUCGUCUUUUGCAUUUAAGAACCGUUUAAUAGUUACAGUUGAAGAUGGAAAUAUUGUUGUCAUAAACUUUGACAGAGAUAUGUUCUCAGAAGGGAUUGUUACAUUGUCUUAUCAUUGCAUUUCUGAUCAAGGUUCAAAUGAUGGAAUUUUAUAUGCAUUAUCUAAUAAUGGUCGAUUGAUUCGUUCGAGUUUCAAAACUACAAGUGAAGACAAACCAUCAUAUAUGAUGAGCAACGAAGAGUUAAAAGAAAAAACCAAGAAUCAGCUCAACAAUAUUGCAGAGUUGACUACUAAGCAAACUACUUUGGAAAAAACAAAUCAGCUGUUGAAUUCUGCAAUUGCUGCGCGAAACUUGGUGAUUCCUGAACUUCAGCGCCUUUAUAAAAAACGUGAUAAAGCAGCAGAUAGCAAUCCCCCUUUAAAAGUUGAAUGCUACCCAGUUACUAUGUCAACUUCGCUCAAUGGUAGUGUAAUUAAUCGUACAUUUGUAAAAGUACGAUUGACUAGUCAAUUAGGGAUAAAUUGGACUCAUAUGUGGUCAC
Molecule: messenger RNA, 1543 nt
Organism: Racocetra persica
Lineage: Eukaryota; Fungi; Glomeromycota; Glomeromycetes; Diversisporales; Gigasporaceae
Source: the annotation of a GenBank genome assembly